Molecule: messenger RNA, 1379 nt
Organism: Empidonax traillii (willow flycatcher)
Lineage: Eukaryota; Metazoa; Chordata; Aves; Passeriformes; Tyrannidae
Gene: TLCD4
Product: transmembrane protein 56
Exons: 7
Coding region: 384-1172 (262 amino acids)
Biological process (GO): lipid homeostasis
Cellular component (GO): endoplasmic reticulum; membrane
Source: RefSeq, a predicted model, not a curated record
AGUGUGAGGGGCUCCCGUGUGCGGGGCCUGUGCGCCCCGAAUGUGCGGGGUCUGUGUUCCCCGUGUGCCUGAAAAACACAGCAUGAACUCGUGUGCCGGUCUGUGCUCCCGCCGUGUGCCGGGUGGGCUCCGCGCUCCUGCGAGCGCGGUCCGAACUCGCCCCAUGCGGGAGCGCGACCGCGAGUGUGGGCAAGAGCCGGCGCUCCCCGGGCCCCUGCGGGGGCUGCGGGCCGCCAGAGGAGGUCGAACUGCCCUAAUUCACCUGUAAACCGAGACGUGCGUGCCGCAGCAUGUGGCUGUCAUGUGGCUCCUCUGGCACGGACAGAUUCCUGCAGGAAUUUGUCAGCAUGCGCAGGCAUAACACUGACCCAGGCUGAAGAACAAUGGCUUCCUUCAGCAACCUGACUAUUGGCAUUGCUGUUGCCAGUUUUACUAUAUUUCAGCUCCUGUUCCAUGUUGUAAGUUCCUGGGUGUCAACACGAAUAACACCUGGUUUUAAAAAUCUCAGCCAAAAAAGGAAGAUUGAAUGGAAUUCAAGGACAGUGUCCACAUUCCACGCCUUGGUGGUUGGAGGGUUUUGCCUAUAUAUUUUGUUGUAUGAUGACGCUGUUAAUGCUGACCGUAUCUGGGGUGAUCCUUCAAUGGUGAAGCUGAAUAUUGCUAUUACCACAGGCUACCUCAUUUCUGAUCUGUUGCUUAUUAUUUGCUACUGGAAGGCAAUUGGUGACAAAUUUUUUGUAAUACAUCACUUGGCAGCUCUCUAUGCUUACUCCUUUGUACUGAGCAAAGGUCUGCUGGCUUAUUUUGGAAACUUCCGUCUACUUGCAGAGUUCUCCACUCCUUUUGUCAAUCAACGGUGGUUUUUUGAAGUGCUGGGAUAUCCCAAAUCUUCAAAGGCCAACAUCAUCAAUGGUGUGCUGAUGACAGCUGUGUUCUUCGUGGUGAGGAUUGCCGUCAUGCCUAUAUAUUACAGCCAUGUAAUUGCUUCAUUUGGAACAGAAGCUUUCCACAGAUUAGGAUUUGCAGCCCAGAGCGCCUGGAUUAUCUCAAGCGUUGUCUUGGAUGUUAUGAACGUGAUGUGGAUGGUCAAAAUUGCAAAAGGAUGCUACAAAGUCAUUUGUCUUAUUGGACGCAAGGAAGCCAAAACUCACAGAAAUGGAAAAUCUGCCUAGAAAUCAUACAUGAAAUGAAAUUUCUGCUAUGAAAAUAAUUUGGGUUCACUGAAACAGUGCACAUUUCUGCCAUGGAAUGCUCCUAUUAAGGAAACAAGGUAUUACCUCUGUACUGACCUUACUCUUUCCCUAGCCACACUGCCUGCACACCCAGGGCCACGCUUUACGGAUCCUGUCCCGUGAGGAAUAAAAGCAAAAGCUCACACA